Messenger RNA from Adineta steineri, 1446 nucleotides. The record is from the annotation of a GenBank genome assembly. NCBI's taxonomy places the organism in Eukaryota, Metazoa, Rotifera, Eurotatoria, Adinetida, Adinetidae.
AUGCCUGAAACAAUAUUAAUGACAACAACCGAUCAACCAUUAACAACAACAACGACAAUGGAAGAUAUAGAUAUAAAUACUGAUGAAAGAAAUCAAUUAGAUGAUCCACCAUCAACUUCAAUACAACAUACAGAUGAUGUUCGAUUGAUAAAAGAUCAAACACAAAAAUCAUUAAUAUCUGUAUACGAUAAUAAUCCUCAACAACAUACAACGAAUAAUUCAUAUUCAUUAGUUGGUAUAAUUGGUCGAAAUAAACGUUCAGAAGCAUUUCGAAAACGUCUUUUAUUAUCUGGUUUUCCAAAACCAAUUUUAUGUGAUAUAAAUUCAAUGAAUGAAAUGAAUUCAACAAAUUAUGUAUCAUAUGAAAUAUUUUAUGAAUUGUCUCCAUCAAUUAUUCUUAUAACAGAUAAUUUAACAACAAAUUUCGAAGAUUUAUUUCCGCAAGAUAAACAACAAUUAGUCAUUGAUACACGAGAAAUAUUUUCGAACUAUUUUUCAAAAAAAUCUUAUGUUGCAUUACCAACUAUUCCAGGUUCAUAUCGAGCUUUUGGAAAUUUAUCAAAUUGGGAAAUUGAAAACGGUACACAACGUAUUGGAGUUGCUAUUGAACAAUAUUCACCAUUAAAUCUUAUUAAAUUUAUUAAUGAUUUAAAUUGUUUUACACAUGGAAUUUAUUUCCUUGAUAAAUAUUCAUAUAAUAAUGAACGAAUAAAAGUAUUUCGUAAUUGCUUAUUUCCAUUGAUAUCAACAAUAAUUAUAUUUACAUUAUAUUUUAUUCUAUCAAUGAUAGAAUGUAAUCAUGAAAUAUAUAAUGCAGUAUUAAUCUAUCGUCAAGCAAGUUCAAUAACAGCAUCAACAAGUAUAACAUUACUGGCCUUAUUAUUUCUAAUAAGACCAUUACUUGAAUUCAUUGAAUUUACUUAUUCAAAAACAUUCAAAAUACACAAUCUUGAUAAAAAUGUUAUACUAAAUUUACCAAUUAUUCAGCAUUGGCUUCAGUCAAGACGUUAUUUAGUAUGGUAUUCAUUAUCAUUUGCUUUACUACAUAUUAUAUUUCUUAUAUUUGCAAAAAUUGAUUUCGAUUCAAAAUUAUUAGUUAAUGGUUUCUUUUUUGGUAUAUUUACUUUAAUCUUAUUAAGUAUUCUAUCCUAUGUUCAUUUUCCAUGGAUAAGUGAACGUCUUUUAUGGAAUGAAUAUUAUCUGUUAACAUCUUAUCUCGGACCAUUUUGUUUAUUAAUUGCUUUUAUUCAUGUUGUUCUACAUUGGAAAUCAAAUUUAAAUUCAUCGAAUUUAACCUUUCUCUCAUUAAUACUAUCAUUACUUGUACUAACCUUACGUUUUCUUAUCUAUGGAAUUCUACAUCCAAUUAUUAAACUCAUUCAUUGGUUAGACAAUCGGCAAUUUCAUCAUAGAACAUCAACAAGAAAUACAUCACUAUUACUAUAA